Molecule: messenger RNA, 1668 nt
Organism: Rotaria sordida
Lineage: Eukaryota; Metazoa; Rotifera; Eurotatoria; Philodinida; Philodinidae
Source: the annotation of a GenBank genome assembly
AUGUCAUCAUCAAAUGAGAACAUUGUUUUAUCUGCUAUUGGAACUCGAACAAUUUUAAAUUUAGUAUGUAAAUUCUUAUUUCGUUUUUUACAUUUUAUUUUAAAUGGUCUUAUUCUUCGUCGAAUUGAUGGCAAUAUUAUUGGAAUAGCUAAUGUACGUCUUCAAUUACUUUAUACAACAAUAUUAUUUCUAUCUCGUGAAGCAUUUCGUCGUACAGUACCGAAAUUAAAUCAUGUACGUUCAAUUCAUCAUUAUAUUAAUUUAAUAUGGUUUAUUAUUCCAAUUGGUUUAGGAAUAAUAUUAUUUGCACUUCCAUUAACAUUAUUUACUAGAACAGAUGGUGCAGAAAAAUAUCCAUUUUAUUAUCAAGCAUGUUCAUUUUAUGCUCUAGCUGCAUUUAUUGAACUUUUAUCUGAACCAUUUUAUUUAUUAGCAACUGUUACACUUAAUUAUCAUAUUAAUAUUUAUAUUGAAAUGUUUGCUUCAACUAUAGGAUUUACAAUUCAAGCAAUACUAAUAUAUAAAAAUCGUGAAUCUGCACUUUAUUAUUAUGGUUUUGGUUAUAUAUUAUAUUCAUUAUUAAUAACAUUAAGUUAUUAUAUUUAUUUUUUAAGUCGUAAAAAAGAAGAACGUACUCGGUUAUUUCUAAUAUCAUCAUUUAAAGAUUUAAUUAUAAAACCAACACAUCCAUAUACUGAUCAAAAAUUAUUAAAUGAAACAGUAACAUUUUUUUGGCAAGGAAUUUGGAUGAAAAUUUUAACUGAAGGCGAAAGAUAUAUUAUGUCUUUAUUUAAUCUUAUUUCAUAUAAAGAUCAAGCUAUAUUUGAUACAAUUAAUAAUUUAGGUUCACUUUUACCACGUUUAAUUUUUUCAACAUUAGAAGAAAGUGCUUAUGCUUAUUUUCAACAAACAUUAUCAAGAACUAAAACAACUAAAGAUCAACAUAUUCAAGAUGAUCAAAUGUUAGUUCAUGCAAGACAAGAUGAUCUAUAUCAUCAGGAACAAUCAUCACCAUCAGAACAAAAAACAAUAAAAUUAAAUGCAUUAACAUUUUAUAAUUAUUUACUUCGUUUUGUGAUAAUAAUAUCAUUAUUAGUGAUAACAUUUGCUAUUCCAUAUAGUCGAACUCUUCUUAGUUUAUAUGGUGGUUCAAAUUUAAGUCAAUCUUCUGCUCCAUCACUUCUUCGUUUAUAUUCAAUAUAUAUAUUAUUUCUUGCUAUAAAUGGUAUAACAGAAGCAUUUUCUCAAGCAACAAUGUCAAUAAAAGAAUUAAAAAAUUAUAGACAUUUAAUAUCAAUAUUUGCAUUAAUAUAUCUUGGAAUAUUUUAUAUAUUAAUAAUACAAAUAGGUAUAUAUGGAAUAAUAAUAGCUAAUUGUUUAAAUAUGUUAUUACGUAUAAUAACAAAUACAUAUUAUAUUAAAAAAUAUUUUGAUGGUAUUUUAUGGUCAAAACCAUUUCAAUAUUCAUAUUAUUAUUUAUUAACAUUAAUAUUAACAGGAUCGAUUUGUUAUUAUAGUGAACAAUGGUUUAAUAAUAUAUUAAUACAUUUAUUUUUAGGAGUUUGUUUAGGUUUUUUUAUGUUAAUAUUAACAUGGAAAGAAGAAAAAGAAAUGAUUCAUUAUAUUUAUUGUAUAAUUAGAUUAAAUCGUCAAAAGAAAAUUUCAUAA